Hevea brasiliensis (rubber tree) is the source of this 1082-nucleotide messenger RNA. Its product is annotated as plasma membrane-associated cation-binding protein 2. The transcript is spliced from 2 exons. The record is from RefSeq and is a predicted model, not a curated record. Lineage: Eukaryota; Viridiplantae; Streptophyta; Magnoliopsida; Malpighiales; Euphorbiaceae. The coding region runs from base 177 to 740 and encodes 187 amino acids.
CCUCCCCUCUCUCUCUCUCUCUCACUAACUUCUGGACUGCCCUUACAAUUCUCUAUAUAAGCUACACUCAUUCAUCCUUUCUUUGCACCAGAUACUCUCAAAGCUGUUUCUCUCUCUACUUCCUGUUUGCUUCUCAGCUUUAGUUUUAGUUUCUAUUGCAUUUUCCUUGGCUUACUAUGGCUACUGCUGAGGUAGUAUCAACACAGACUGCACUUGCAGAGGAAAAACAUGAAGAAGCGAAGGUUUCAGAGACCAUAAAAGAAGAGGCAGCACCAGCAGUAGAGCCAGUUGCUGAAAAGCCAAAAGAGGAGCCAAAAGAAGCUGAGGCGGUUGCAGUAUCUGAAGAAACUGUAGCACCAAAGGAGGCUGAUGCUCCGGCUGAAGUAGUUGUUGAAACUAAAGAGGUGUUAGAAGUUGAAGAGGCCAAGACUGUGACAGAAGAGCCAAAAGUAGAGAAAACUGAAGAAGAAGAGAAACCUAAGGAAGAAACACCAGAGCCUGUGGGUGUUGAAGAGACUCCAAAAGGGGAACCAGCACCAGACACCGUUGUUGAGGAGGCUCCCAAAGAGACUACCGAGGUUGCAACUGAGGCAGAAGCGCCGUCACGGGCACCAGAAACUCCAGCUGAAGCUCCAAAGGAGGAAGUUAAGAAGGAAGAAGGUGGUGAGAAGAAGUCUGAAGCAGAAGUUGCUGGUGAGAAGAAGUCUGAAGCAGAAGUUGCUGGUGAGAAGACUGAGUAAUGAGAUCGCAGGUUGUGGUUUUGUUGAAAGUUUGUGUAUGUUGGUUCUUGCAUGCCAUGCUGUAAUUUUCUUGUUGUAGGUUUUGGUUUAAUAAGAGUAGUGUUAGGGUAAUUGGUCUGGGUAUGGGAAUGUCCCACUUGGGUAAAACCAAUGCGAACUCACCACAUGGCAGACAUGCAUUUGCUACUUUAUGGAGAUGUCUUGGGUAUCCAUUGUACUAUGUGGCACCUAGCAUGUGUGCUUGUUGGUUCCAAGCAGGUCAUGAGUUUUAUAUACACUAUGGUUGUUUGAUGCUUGUAAUAAUAAAAUUUAGUGCAGAAGAUGCUACUUUGUUUAAUAUAA